AUGCAUAUCUCACUUUGGAAGCCACUUUGCCACUGUGCUUCUGCUGCUCUAACUCUCGACAAGAAAAGCAGCAGAGAUGUUUCCGAGUCCACUAAAGCUCGAAAACUCCAUGAAUCCAAACUCAGAGAAGCUCUCGAAGAAGCAUCAGAAGAUGGCUUACUCAUCAAAUCUCAAGACAUUGAAGAAGAAGAAGACCAACCUCAAGAUCAAACCCUUGGACGGUCAAGAUCACUCGCUAGACUCAACGCUCAACGUGACUUCUUGCGUGCCACUUCCAUCGCAGCUCAAAGAGCAUUUGAGUCACAAGAAGCGUUACCUAACCUCCAAGAAGCCUUAACCAUGUUUCUUACAAUGUAUCCAAAGUACCAAUCUUCAGAGAAAGUGGACCAGUUGAGAAUCGAUGAGUACUUCCACUUAUCAUUACCAAAGGUAUGUCUUGACUACUGUGGAUUCGGGCUUUUCUCGUAUCUUCAGACGGUUCAUUACUGGGACACUUGCACUUUUAGUUUGUCGGAGAUUAGUGCUAAUCUAAGCAACCAUGCUUUAUACGGUGGUGCUGAGAGAGGUUCCAUUGAGCAUGAUAUCAAGAUUAGGAUUAUGGAUUACUUGAACAUCCCUGAGAAUGAGUAUGGUCUUGUGUUUACUGUUAGUAGAGGCUCUGCUUUCAAGUUGCUUGCUGAGUCUUAUCCCUUUCAGACCAACAAGAAGCUUUUGACUAUGUUUGAUCACGAGAGCCAGUCUGUUAGUUGGAUGGGUCAGUGUGCUAAGGAGAAAGGCGCAAAGGUUGGUAGCGCUUGGUUUAAAUGGCCAACACUUAGGCUAUGUUCUAUGGAUCUCAAGAAGGAGAUUUUAAGCAAGAAGAAGAGUAAGAAGAAGGAUGCAGCUACCGGUUUGUUUGUGUUUCCUGUUCAGUCAAGGGUCACAGGGUCUAAGUACUCUUACCAGUGGAUGGCGUUGGCGCAGCAAAACAAUUGGCAUGUCUUGCUUGAUGCUGGUGCUUUAGGUCCUAAGGACAUGGACUCUCUCGGCUUGUCUUUGUUCCGUCCUGACUUUAUCAUCACUUCGUUUUACCGUGUGUUUGGGUAUGAUCCUACUGGGUUUGGUUGUUUGUUGAUUAAGAAGUCUGUGAUUAGCUGCUUGCAGAGUCAAUCCGGGAAGACAUGUUCAGGAAUUGUGAAGAUAACACCUGAGUAUCCUCUAUAUCUAAGUGACUCCAUGGAUGGGUUGGAAGGUUUGAGCGGGGUUGAACAUAAUGAUAUAGCCAUUAACGGUGAUAAUAAAGCCAUGGGAACUCAGUUACCUGCAUUCUCUGGUGUUUAUACUUCUGCUCAAGUGCAGGAUGCAUUUGACACAGAGAUGGUUCAUGAAGUUGGUUCAGAUAAAGAUGCAACAAGCUGCACUGUGUUUGAGGAAGCUGAGAGUAUCUCAGUGGGUGAAUUAAUAAAGAGUCCUGUUUUCAGUGAAGAUGAGUCAUCAGAUAGCCAGCUCUGGAUCGAUUUGGGUCAGAGCCCUGCUGAUUCUGAUAACAAGCAAAAGAGCCCUUUGCUAGUUCCACAAAACCACAAACGAAGGAUCUCGCCUAGACCAGCUUUAAAGACUAAUAAUGGUAGUAACGGUGGGAGUCAUGUUCUCUCGUUUGAUGCUGCUGUUUUGUCAGUAUCACAAGAAGUGGCUGAAGUAGGCACUAGUCAUGGUUGGCGAGUUAAUGAGAUUGGAGAAGAAGAUGAAGGGAGCAGCAGUAAGAUGAUAUCUGAAGGAAAUGGAAAUGGUUCAACCUCUGAAAUCAAAGAGAGUGCGAUAAGAAGAGAAACCGAAGGCGAAUUUAGGCUGCUAGGGAGAAGGGAGAAGAGUCAGUACAAUGGUGGGAGACUUGUUGUGAAUGAAGAUGAACAUCCUAGUAAACGAAGAGUAUCUUUUAGAUCAGUAGAUCAUGGAGGAGAAGCAUCAGUGAUCAAUUUUGACGAUGAAGAAGAAGAAGAUGGAAGCAAUGAAGUAGAAUGGGAUGAUGAUGAUCAGAGAGAACCAGAGAUUGUUUGCCGUCACAUUGAUCAUGUGAACAUGUUAGGUCUCAACAAGACCACCUCGAGACUACGCUACCUCAUUAACUGGCUUGUGACUUCUCUGCUCCAGUUAAGGCUGCCUAGAUCAGACCCUGGUGGAGAGUACAAGAAUCUUGUCCAAAUCUAUGGUCCAAAGAUCAAAUACGAGAGAGGAUCUUCCGUUGCGUUUAAUGUAAGGGAUUUGAAGAGUGGAAUGGUUCAUCCUGAGAUAGUGCAGAAACUAGCUGAAAGAGAAGGUAUAUCUCUAGGCAUUGGUUAUCUCAGUCACAUAAAGAUCAUCGAUAAUAGAAGCGAAGAUUCAGCAAGUUCUUGGAAACCAGAUGGAAGAAACAACAACGGGUUCAUAAGAGUUGAGGUUGUCACAGCUUCCCUUGGGUUCUUGACAAACUUUGAGGAUGUUUACAGAUUAUGGAGUUUUGUGGCAAAGUUCUUGAGUCCAGGUUUUGCUAAACAGGGGACACUCCCAACAGUUAUUGAAGAAGAUGAUUUUUCAGACACUUGAAAGAAACAUGAGCAAUGGAUUACUUCUUUUUGUUUUUUUUGGUACACUUCCUUUGUUGUACUCAGUGGCGGAGCCAGCCACAAAAUUUAAGGGGGCCAAUAUUAGCAAAUCUAUUGAUCAGGUUAAUUUUAAGUAAAUAUUACAGGGGUCAAUGUACUGAUUUUAUAACAUUUCUCUAGCUUUCUAAGUAAAA
Messenger RNA from Eruca vesicaria subsp. sativa (arugula), 2755 nucleotides. The record is from the annotation of a GenBank genome assembly. NCBI's taxonomy places the organism in Eukaryota, Viridiplantae, Streptophyta, Magnoliopsida, Brassicales, Brassicaceae.